GGGAGGAGACAGCGAAGAGAGCAAAAAGUUGUUUGAGGCUUGUCGCACUUACGGAUUCUUCUACUUAGAUUUGACAAGUAAUCCAGCUAUCUGCUGCCUCUGGGAAGAGAUGCUAGCAGUGGCAAAAGAAUAUUUUGAACAACCAAUAGAAAUUAAGAUGGAAGACGCUCGUGGAAGUGAUAAUACAGGGUAAGCUGACCAGAUAGGCGGGAAGAAAUAAAAGGGGAAAAGGCAGCCUGUGAGAAGAUCACUUACUUACUUGAUCAGGUACGGAGCCAAAGGACACGAGGUCGGACCCCAACCAGGCACAGUGGAUGGAUACGAAUUCCUCAAAGUAGGCGAAUCAAUCUGGCCACCCACGCAAGAGGGAUUGACAGUAGCUGAUGUAACUUCAUCUAGAUCUCAAGGCGGGAGUACCUCAAUGGGGACGCUGAGCUCACCACUUCGAUCAAGACCAAGUCGGAGUUCUUCUUCCGAUAUAUAUCCACAGCCCAUGAUACGCUUAUGCUACUGCUCGAGAGGUUGUCCGACGUAAUGGGGCUUGAAGGACACGAGCGCUUUGGCACGUACCAAGCGGACACGAGUCCAACACACAGCAACUUAGCGCUCUUGAGGUACCCGAAGCACGAAGACACGCCGAUAGAAAGCGUAGGACACAACAAGCACACGGACAUCGGGACGCUGACCUUUCUGCUAUGCCAGCAGUGGGGCCUACAGAUCCUCUCUCCGGGGACAGAGAAAUGGGCGUUCGUGGAGCCGCGCGUCGGCCACGCCGUGAUCAACGUUGGAGACAGCCUCCGGUUCCUGUCCGAAGGAAAACUCGCGUCGGUGGUGCACAGGGUAAUACCAGUGGGGGGAAAACAACAGGAGGACCGGUACAGCAUUGCUUACUUUCUCCGGGUGAACGACAGCGUGAGACUGAGAGAUACCAACGGGAAGCUUUGGUCGGCCAAGGGGUGGCACGACGCGAAAUUUGACGCCUCCCGCUCACCCAACACGAUGGAGAAUGGUAAUCAGGUGUUGACGGGAAUGAUGGAGACUGACGAUGUGCUGGUGCCGGUCAUGUAAAAUAGCAUAAAAACACAUGAUUUUGCCAAGAUGUUGUUAGCCACAGGAAUAUAGUCACAAGAUAAGGAGGUCUUCCGUGUCACUUCAGAUAAACCUAACGCCCGAGGGCGAGAGGAUUGCCUUAGCAGUCCAUAGUCUUAUGCAGUAAUAGAAGUGGGAUAGUUUUAUCUUCAGUGAUGAUUAGUUGAGGUCUAUUCAAAUGGUCUAGGAGUCUAAGUUGUAA
Molecule: messenger RNA, 1291 nt
Organism: Xylaria bambusicola
Lineage: Eukaryota; Fungi; Ascomycota; Sordariomycetes; Xylariales; Xylariaceae
Exons: 1
Coding region: 505-1068 (187 amino acids)
Molecular function (GO): dioxygenase activity
Source: RefSeq, a predicted model, not a curated record